UGUCUUAGCUUAUUGUUCUCUAUUUUCUGUCUUUUCUUAGUAUUCUGUCCCUUUUUUUUUUCUUCUUUGUUGCUUAGUUGGAUGAAUUUUGCAUUAUAUUUUAUCAUAAACCUUUUUUCACGUCUUUGUUUUCUGUCUUGGCUUCCCCUCUGUAUUAGUUUCUCUUUGUUGGGUUGCUUUCUUUUCAACAUAAAACCCAUUGUUUUUUAAUAUAUAUAUGUAUAUAUAUAUAUAUAGAGAGAGAGAGAGAGAGAGAGAGAGAGAGAGUAGGAAGCGUGCCGUUUCCAUUUAUAUUUGUUCUAUUCUGUUUAGCAAGUUUGUUUUGCUGCUUCAAAAUUCUAACCUUUUAAACCAAAACGAUUUUGCAAGUUAACGGGUGAAAUCAAUUCACUCUGUUCUUUCCCCUGUCUCUUUUCAGUGAAGCUGCAAAAUGGAUUUUAGUUUUGGUUUCUAUCCAUGAUCUUUAGAUAUGGAUAAGAAGGCUGAUACAUGUUCUCCUAAUGGAGUUCUCGAGGAUUUCUUUAAGAGUGAAGAGUUUGAAAGGAGUUAUUCUUCUAAAGCACCCAGUACAGACUUAGCAAAUGAGCAAAACUCAAAGCAAGGUUUUCGAUGGAGUGGAUUUGCGCAAUUAUUUAGAAGUAGAUCGAAGAAAUCAUUAGCCAAUUUGCAGUCUCUUGGGUCAUUUAGACUCUCGUUAAGGAAGAGUAGUAGUAUGAGAGAAAAUGUUGCUGUUGCACCUGAUUUUCUCGGCAAUAGCAAUUCGUAUAAUCUUAAGUCUCCAAGGAGGGUUUUCACUUUUUCCGAGCUUCAAAUUGCCACCAAAAACUUCAGCAAUGAAAAUCUUAUUGGAAAGGGUGGUUAUGCUGAAGUUUAUAAGGGGAGUUUACCAAAUGGGCAGCUUGUUGCAAUCAAACGGCUAACAAAAGGCACACCUGAUGAGAUUAUCGGGGAUUUCUUGUCUGAGCUAGGGAUUAUGGCUCAUGUGAACCAUCCCAACACUGCUAAGUUAAUUGGCUAUGGAAUUGAAGGUGGAAUGCAUCUUGUCCUUGAGUUGUCUCCGAAUGGGAGCUUAGCUUCUCUUCUUUAUGGUUCAAAGGACAAACUGAUAUGGGACAUCAGGUUUAAGAUUGCUCUAGGAACAGCUGAAGGUUUAAGAUAUCUUCAUGAGGGUUGUAAGAGGAGAAUCAUCCACAGAGAUAUCAAGGCUGCAAAUAUUUUGCUUACAAAGGACUUUGAGCCUCAGAUUUGUGACUUCGGGCUUGCAAAAUGGCUACCAGAACACUGGACUCACCACACUAUUUCCAAGUUUGAAGGCACAUUUGGCUACCUCGCUCCUGAGUACUUAAUGCAUGGCAUAGUCGAUGAAAAAACUGAUGUUUUUGCAUUUGGUGUACUGUUGCUUGAACUAGUCACUGGUCGCAGAGCUUUGGAUUACUCUCAGCAGAGCCUUGUAUUGUGGGCAAAACCUUUGCUAAAGAAGAACGACAUUAGAGAGCUGAUUGAUCCUGCCCUUGGGGAAGAUUACAUUUCUCGACAAAUGAACCUUGUCCUCUUGGCUGCUUCUUUGUGCAUACAUCAAUCUUCAAUACGACGCCCUCAAAUGAGUCAGGUUGUACAGCUCCUUAAUGGCAACCCCAAUUGCUUAAAGAGCAUGAGAAAAUGUCGGAUCCCGUUCUUCAGAAAAGCUUUCCAUGAAGAGAUUUUCAAUGCAGAAGAUCUAAGUUGUGCCCAGAGUUAGAGGAUCUCGAAUGGAACAAACAGGUUGCACAGGAAUUCUAGUGUAAACUACUAUCAUCUACCUCUUUUGCCAAUACCCUUUAGGAAGAUGAAGGUUUGUGAUCAAUGGGGCUUCAAUUUUGUUGCUAGCAGAAACAAGUUACAUGCAAAAGGAGUAAGUUCAACGGGACAAAAGGAUUGAUGUUGUUUCACGUACGUAAAAGGGAAUUUUAAAAAGAACAGAACAGGCGUGGAAGGAAUUCCGAGGGGCAAAAGUAAAGAAUGCCGGUGUUUUGGGACUUGGAAGACAGUGCAUGUACGUAAGAGAAUCCUAGGGAGCAAAAGUAAAAGAAUAUCCCAUGGUUUAGUCAAUUUUGUAGGAUAGAUAUAUGAAAGAGCCGUUGUCUUUUUCUUUUAAAGUAAGUUAUGAAAAAGUCCUUACAAGAAUCCUGAAUCAAUAGAUUCGUUACCUCUGCUUCAGUUGCUGAUCAGUGGUCAGGGCUUAAAUCAUCAUGAAACAA
Messenger RNA from Durio zibethinus, 2237 nucleotides. Its product is annotated as receptor-like cytosolic serine/threonine-protein kinase RBK2. Gene Ontology annotation, biological process: protein phosphorylation. Lineage: Eukaryota; Viridiplantae; Streptophyta; Magnoliopsida; Malvales; Malvaceae. The record is from RefSeq and is a predicted model, not a curated record. Gene Ontology annotation, molecular function: ATP binding; protein kinase activity.